AUGACUACCAUCUUAUUAGCUUGUGUUGUUUCAAUGGCAGGUGUUGUGGGUGGCUAGUACUAGCGACGACAGGGGUUUGAUGAAAUUGGUGCAGACGGUUCAGGUUGCAUGUGCAUGGAAGUGGAAGCGAAAUGAGGAAGUGGGAAGGAGUGUGGAGUUAGGGGAUGAUGGGCAGCGGUGGGGCACAAGGAUGGGAGAUGAGCCUGGCAGCGUGACAAGGAGAAGGUUGGCUGGUGUUGGAGCAAGAUUGGCGGUUGGUGGAAGGGCUGGAAGUCGAAAUAGGGAUGACGCAAAAGAUACGAAAAGCUUGUCUGAGCCUUCGGAUUUGGAAAAUUGGAGUUAUGGGAGAAGUGAUUGAGCAGUUUGUUGUUGAUUGUUCAGCAAGUAAAACAACAUGCGAUAGCUUUGGUGCUCAAGUUUUGCUUGGCUUUAGAGCAUAGUCAUUAUUGUUUAACAAUUAAAACCACAUACGCUAGUUUCAGCAUUUUUAUUUAAUUUGGUUCUAGAACCUAAACAAGGAGUGCAAUAAUUGGUACUCAUUUAU
This is a messenger RNA of Rubroshorea leprosula, 544 nucleotides long. NCBI's taxonomy places the organism in Eukaryota, Viridiplantae, Streptophyta, Magnoliopsida, Malvales, Dipterocarpaceae. The record is from the annotation of a GenBank genome assembly.